Molecule: messenger RNA, 1420 nt
Organism: Punica granatum (pomegranate)
Lineage: Eukaryota; Viridiplantae; Streptophyta; Magnoliopsida; Myrtales; Lythraceae
Source: RefSeq, a predicted model, not a curated record
UCAUGCGUUUCCAUUUUUCUAAUCAGGAAAAAGAUCCGAUGGAUGAGAACCACAGGAUCUUUCCUCCCUUCUUCCUCCUCCCUCCUACCCUUCUAAUCCCACUCCCCAACCACCGACGACAAGAAUCAGCUCGAGUUGUCGUCGAUAACGACGGACGGUGACCGGCGACCGGACCUCUCCCUGCAGUUGAGCUGCUUGCGACAUCGGAAUUGCUCUCGCUACUCUCUUCUGCGCGACCUCCUGUUUACUGUUUACCCUGCCACACGUACAAUACAAUUCCCGGCCGGUAAAGCCAGCAUUACGUCGGAGAAGAGAUUCGCCGGUGGAGUGCUCUCGCAACGCUUUUGAAUUCUGGGAUUCUCUUAGAUAUACACAUCAUGACUUCGUCUGGGCACGACCCUUCAGAUAAUAGUGAAGCUGAUGAACAGCAAGAGCAUUUGGAAUCACAUGUUCAAUCUUCAGCUGCAACUGGGUUGCCCCAUCCUGGCAUGACAGUUCCAAACGUACAAUAUGCAACACCUCCACCGCUUGCUGCUGGACCUGCUAUGGUCCCUCCAGCUUACCCUUAUCCAGAUCCUUAUUACAGAAGUAUCUUUGCUCCGGCUCCCUAUGAUGCACAGUCCUAUCCACCGCAACAGGCCUACAAUCCUCAACCAAUGGUCCAUCUUCAGUUGAUGGGAAUUCAGCAAGCUGGAGUUCCACUACCUUCAGAUGCAGUUGAGGAACCCGUGUUCGUCAAUGCAAAACAAUAUCAUGGCAUCAUGCGACGUCGCCAGAUUCGUGCAAAAGCUGAGUUGGAAAACAAAGCUCUUAAAUCUCGGAAGCCAUACUUGCACGAAUCUCGUCAUUUGCAUGCAUUGAGACGAGCUAGAGGAUGUGGAGGCCGAUUUGUGAACUCAAAGAAGAACGAAGGCAAACAGAACGAGGUGGGAACGGGCGAGAAAUCACAGCAGAACAUCAAUCUCAACAAUGCAGAUAAAAAAGAUAUCUCAGCGUCGGCUGGAAAAUCCUGAUUCCAUUGCAAGUAAAACUUUGAUCUGUGUAGCUGCAACUCUACUUCUAUGACUGUGAUGGUUAUUGUGUAGAAAAUUAGGUUGCGGGACAAGCCUAGUUGGUUUCCGAGUUUUGCUGCUUGUAGUCUUCUCUAUGUACGUUUAGAUUGGGUUGGUAAAAAAUGAGUCUGGUAUGUGCAGAAAAGAAAUUGGUGUUUUAUUCCUUUCUUUGCCCUUUUUAUUGUUGGAUUUAGGGAUGGUUAGGGUUAGCUUAGAUAGUAUUAGCAAAUAUUAAUUGUAUUGUUGCUCCUUGUUACUGAAUAUAAAUGCUCGAGAAGCUUAGUGUUAGGGCCCCGAAUAUCAUCGCCAUCGCUAGGGGGCAUACCGGGGCUUGUCAAUAAAGUGAGGCUAUGUUUGUUUCUCGUAAA